UCAGGAUGCUCAAGCAUUCCGCCACAGGGUUGCUGCUCGUGAUUCCUCUCCUCAUUGCAGACGUCAGCGGUGACAGGAUCCGACUUAUGUUUCAAUGCGCCAAUUCAGUUUGCUAUAACAUUUGGACAUUCGAGCCAAAAAGAGACAUUGUAAUAUUUACUCAAGAACAAAGUAAAAACGCUGACUACCGACAAUGCACGACGUACGUCCGGACGGAAGACAACCGUGGACUUCAAUAUUGCAAAAUGCAAACAGAGGAUGCCUUCACACGUCAAGACGGUGUUCCUGAGAGGAAAGUCGCGCCAGGCAACACUGUUAGUUUUCGGUGCGUCCUUCUGUCCUCCUUGAUGAGGAACAGCUGCUCCCGACGCAGUUUAGAGGUCCGCUUGACUUGGUUGGACCUGUUCGACCAGCAAGUCCGGGACAACUCGAGUCAUCUCGUUCAACAAACGUCCGCAUGCGACGCUACCUUAUCCGUCACCUUGGAAGCUCCCGGAAUCAAAGCGUUCAAAUGCCAAGCUAGUGAUGGGACUCUCGUACAGAAUUCGGCGGUGAUGCGAGUCCAAGUACCAGCUGUCAAAGGGAAAGGGAGAGGAGGCUUUGAUUCGGGAGUCGAACCUCAGGAUGACAACCGUUACCCUGGUAGCGUGGUGGCAGCGGUGUUGGUGUGCACUGUAUUGACUGCCUUGGCCACCAUUUUUGUUGUAAUGAAGCGACGCAAGGCAGCCAACCAGGUCAAAGCCUCUCGUCCCAUUGCCACAAACGAUGAAGUUGCCGACGAUGUUGUAUACGCGGAUGUCGUACAUUCCGUGGGUCCUGAAAGAGUUUCAUUCUGUCAUGGAGAAGACACAGAAUAUGCAAGCAUUCGAUAUGACUAAGCCUUCACGUAUAUUAUUUUGGAAUUAAGUUAUGUUUUGCAUGUAUUGAUAUUAGCAUGUGUCAACUGAGCUGGGUAUAUGUGUGUACAGUAUUUGAAUAGUCUACCUCAAUAAAUACCACUUCCUCUUAUUUUGUUAUGUGACAAUUUAAGAGUGACUUCCUCAUUGCAUGUUUGUCUGCUUGAGUGAGUGAUGUUAGUAUAAACGUCCUCGAGGACUACGGUACUGUUGGUCAACUUUCACAUUUCUAGGUUCAUUUUAUGAAG
Corythoichthys intestinalis (scribbled pipefish) is the source of this 1144-nucleotide messenger RNA. RefSeq lists its product as uncharacterized. The transcript has 7 exons. The record is from RefSeq and is a predicted model, not a curated record. NCBI's taxonomy places the organism in Eukaryota, Metazoa, Chordata, Actinopteri, Syngnathiformes, Syngnathidae. The coding region runs from base 6 to 878 and encodes 290 amino acids.